AUGUAUUACUUCCGGGCGGAGAAGCAGGGCACUUACUUUGAGGGCUGGUCGAUGCGUCUCUUCGCCUUCGACUCACAGCGGCGCCACAUGUACUACACGGAGCGUGAGAAGUGCGUCAAUCGCAGCCCCAACGGUGCCACCGAGACGCAUUGGCCGACAGGGAGCCCAACCGCACCGCCGUGGAAGAAGAAGUUUAAGGUCACCAAGCUGGUGGUCGUGUCCACUGUGCACGAGUUCCACCUGGACGACCCGCACCUGAAGGAAACGGACUUCUUUACGCUGGAGCUACACGGCAGGACGCGUGCCUUGGCGAGUGAUGAGCCACCGGCGGAGCCGCUGCUGAUCCCUGCGGCCACGGAGGGCGAUGGGUUGCAGGGAGCAACUCUGGAACCGGCGAACCGAGACCCGUUCCGUCUGUGCCAACUGUACGAAUUGCUGCGAGACCAGUUCUCAACACUCAGCCGCAAUCAAGGGCUGCGUGCGACAGCCUCAGCCAUCUCAGUAAGCUCCCAGUCGGCUUUGAGUGAAACAGAUCAGGUGCGUACAAUCCAGUCCCCGCGCAGUACCUCGGCGAAGGAGCGGCACAUCGUUGCCACAAUACGCUGCUGUAACGAGGAGGACUUCCGGCAGGUGUGGUAUAUCGUGCAAAUGGUGCUUGGCUUUGACCGACUGACCAUACGCCCCUACCGUGGCCUCCCGCCAUACGACCCACGCAAUGGCAUCCCUUUUGGGCACAUUCCCAUGCAUCUUUGGCACACAUUUAUGGAACUGGAGAAUUCCGUCUUUUAUGUUUUUAUUCGUGGGGAUCUUGUGGGCCAUGAUCACGAAGGGAACGCAGAAGUGUGGCUGCCAAACGCAUAUCUCUGCAUCACUCACGACAUGGUAUUGGUGAUGCGUGAAAAUGGAACGAUUCCGCGGUGGAUUCAUCUUUAUAAUGUAAAUACUUUUGAAUAUAACACCGUUGCGAAACGUCCCUUUUUUGCAUUUCUCACGGACGAUCCGUCACCGGACGUGCUCUUUAUUCCCAAGCCACCAGUGUAUGGCCCCGUCGCCAUCUCGAACUUCUCCGGAAAAAAGGUGGUUCUUAACGUGUGCUCCAUUCUUCGGGAGGCGUGCUUUGCAUCCAACGGCAUCCGCCGCGCGACGGAGUUUUUGGAUGCGGACUGGGCCAGCAGCGUGCGCGAGUACUUCAACACAAAGGAGAAGACGCGCCGCUUCAAGUUCUCGCCCCUCGAUGGAUUUGACCACUCCUUCAGCUGCCUCAUCCCGAAGGUACAUCUGGCGAGGGUGUGGCGGGAGGUCCUGCGGGAGCAAAAUGCGCGGUCGCAUGACGACGUUGCGGCCAUCCCGUUGGAGGGCACCGGCGGUCAAACAAUUCUCUCCGGCGCUGACAUGAAAUCCGUACGGCAUCAAAUGGAGGUGGAGCGAUCGCGCUCACACGACGAGAUUGUUGGCAUGCCGCUUGACAAGCUGCUCGGUCAUCGCCGCGAGCGGUUAAAUGCGUCUUUGGAGGCACCGAAGAUACGGCCGGACAACUUCAGCCGCAACCCCACGCAGGGCUCGGAGGAGGUGGUCUACCAGGAGCCGGGCGCCCAGUACAUUUGCCCCGACACUUCGCUGAAGGUGUCAAACACCGGAAGGGAGAAGAAAUUUGGCCUGGAAGGUAAAGUGGACGAACUCGUGAAUGCCAGUUUUGCCGCAAUGGGUAUUGCCAAGCCUUCAAGCUGA
Molecule: messenger RNA, 1728 nt
Organism: Trypanosoma cruzi
Lineage: Eukaryota; Euglenozoa; Kinetoplastea; Trypanosomatida; Trypanosomatidae
Exons: 1
Coding region: 1-1728 (575 amino acids)
Source: RefSeq, a predicted model, not a curated record